Messenger RNA from Oxyura jamaicensis (ruddy duck), 3328 nucleotides. It is a transcript of the gene PRPF38B, whose product is annotated as pre-mRNA processing factor 38B. Gene Ontology annotation, cellular component: precatalytic spliceosome. The transcript has 6 exons. The record is from RefSeq and is a predicted model, not a curated record. Lineage: Eukaryota; Metazoa; Chordata; Aves; Anseriformes; Anatidae. The coding region runs from base 67 to 1716 and encodes 549 amino acids.
GCAGUCGGCGGAGGCAGCGCCCGGCCCGUCCCGUCGCGGCCGCCCCGCAGGCCCCGCGUCGCCGCCAUGGCCAACAACAGCCCCGCCGUGGGCGCCGGUAACUGCCAGGGGCAGCAAGCGGCCCAGCACCAGGCCGGUGCCGCGCCCCCGGGCCAGCAGCAGCUGCAGAGCGGCGCCCCGAAGCCGGCGGCCUCCGGCAAGCAGGGCAACGUGCUGCCGCUGUGGGGCAACGAGAAGACCAUGAACCUCAACCCCAUGAUCCUCACCAACAUCCUCUCGUCGCCCUACUUCAAGGUGCAGCUCUACGAGCUGAAGACGUACCACGAGGUGGUGGACGAGAUCUACUUCAAGGUUACACAUGUUGAACCAUGGGAAAAGGGGAGUAGAAAAACAGCAGGCCAGACAGGAAUGUGUGGAGGGGUCCGUGGUGUUGGAACUGGAGGAAUUGUGUCUACUGCCUUUUGUCUGCUCUACAAAUUAUUUACACUGAAGCUCACCCGUAAGCAAGUGAUGGGCCUUAUAACUCAUACAGACUCUCCAUAUAUUAGGGCUCUUGGAUUUAUGUAUAUUAGGUACACACAACCACCUACAGAUCUAUGGGACUGGUUUGAAUCCUUUCUUGAUGAUGAAGAGGACUUGGAUGUGAAGGCAGGUGGGGGCUGUGUUAUGACGAUCGGGGAGAUGCUUCGUUCCUUCCUCACGAAGCUGGAAUGGUUUUCCACAUUAUUUCCAAGAAUUCCCGUGCCAGUCCAGAAGACUAUCGACCAACAAAUUAAAAGCAGACCCAGAAAAAUCAAGAAAGAUGGCAAGGAGGGAAUGGAAGAAAUCGACCGGCAUGUAGAACGUAGACGUUCAAGGUCUCCAAGGCGAUCCAUCAGUCCCAGGAGGUCUCCCAGAAGAUCCAGAAGCAGAAGUCAUCAUCGGGAACCCCAUGGAUCAUCUAGCUUUGACAGAGAACUAGAAAGAGAAAGAGAACGGCAGAGAUUAGAACGUGAAGCUAAGGAGAGAGAAAAAGAAAGGCGGAGAUCUCGAAGUACUGAUCGCACGCUAGAACGGAGACGAAGCAGAAGCAGGGAACGGUAUAGAAGCCGUAGUCGGAGUCGUGACAGGAAAGGAGAUAGACGAGACAGGGACAGGGAGCGAGAGAAAGAAAACGAACGCAGCCGAAAAAAAGAGAGAGAUUAUGACAAGGAGAGAGGUAGCGAGAGGGAAAAAGAUAGCGAUCGGUCUAGAGAAAGAUCAAAAGAAAGGAGAAGUAAGGGUGAUACAGAAGAGAGAAGACACAAAGAUGACAAAGAUGACAAGAAACACCGGGAUGAUAAAAGGGAUUCCAAAAAAGAGAGAAAACAUAGUAGAAGUCGAAGCCGGGAAAGAAAGCAUAGGAGUAGAAGUCGAAGUAAGAAUACAGGUAAGCGCAGCAGAAGCAGGAGCAAAGAGAAAUCAAGUAAACAUAAAAGCGAAAGUAAAGAGAAAUCAAAUAAGCGAAGUAGGAGCAGAAGCAGAGGAAGAACAGGUAGUGUCGAGAAGUCCAAAAAACGAGACCACAGUCCCAGUAAAGAAAGAUCUAGGAAGCGUAGUAGAAGCAAAGACCGGUCCCACAAACAUGAUCCCAGUGAUAGCAAGGACCAUUCAGACAAACACGAUCGUCGAAGGAGCCAAAGUACAGAGCGAGAGAGCCAAGAAAAGCAACACAAAAACAAAGAUGAGACUGUGUGAACUCUUUCAGAAGUGGAUCACAUUGAAUCCUAUAAAUGUUUGAUUAAAUCCUGCUUAUUUUUUCUUAAAUUUGAGAUUGUGCAGUAGUUGAUGAGCACUCUUCUCCAACCUCCCUCUAGGCUGCAGAUUGUCAUUUCCUAUUUUGGGUAGGGAAGUGCCUUUGUAAACCCAUUCACCACAUUGACGGUUUCAAACCAUUUGUUUAGUUUAAUUCGUAAUGCAGAGAUUGUUCUUGCAUUUUAUUGUUCAGAUGUUUCUGAAAUGUACAGUCUGUACAUAUGUCCUGAAAAUGUUUUAAUUCCUUUGGCAUGGUUGCCAUGUUGGUUAAAUUUGUAUGAGGCAAUAAACUGCCACUAAUUCUACUUUCAUUUUGUAGACGUGGAAUUAUGGUUUGUAUCCUGAAGUUAGCAUGGCUGUGCUUUACAUAAUAGUAUGGCUGUUUUAGGGAUGGAUCUUGAAUGUGUAUUAUAGCUGAGAUAUUUAUGUGCAUACAACGUACACGGAGGGCUGCAGAUUUAGAAUAACGUUAACGUCCACUGUACCUGCUGUUUUCAAAAGCUUUUAAAAUGUAUUUUGUUGUUGAUCACCACUCGUGUUAAACUGAGAGUGGACUUUGAAGGAGAUAGUGGUUUUGAUGCAAAGAUUUUAGAUUAUGUUGAGGCUUGUUUAGUAAUUCUUUAGAAAGGCUACCUCAAGCAGACACUGUAAAGGUUGAUGGAUGAGUACUGUAGCCAUCUAUGCAUUUUGUUUGGAAAAAAAAAAUCAUGUAAGCUUCCAUUUUUUUAAAAAACAAUUUAUCCAUUUGUGGUCUUAAUGUUCUUAAUCAGCAGCUGCACUCUGUCACUUAUGGGAAUCCUGGGCUAAUAAAGGCAUUUAAGAUGGGAAGAGGGAGGUAGGAGGAAGAAGAUCAUUACAAAAGAUUUCAGUUUCAAGCUUCCAAAGCAUUUUUCUAAGUGUAAACAUUUAAAAUAAGAAUUACCUGAUAGUGUCCUUUUUAAAGUCAUAUUUUCUACAAAUAGAAAGACUGCAGUUUGUGCUGAACAUUUCAUCUGGCAGAUUUUUUUUUAAACAGGUUGUUAGAAGCAAAAACCAAAAUUCAUUGUAGGGAAAAACAAAUUCCAUUUCAUUAAAGUCCAGGUUUAUUUGAUAGAUUAUUCUGACUUGUAUACUAAGUGAGGAGAACCAUCUGGAAUAAACUCUCAAUUAAUUCCUUUGUAUUGGGUCUCAGCUUUUCCCUGCAUGCUUAUUGCCAGUUGAGAAGUGUUUGUGUUCCUCCAUCUUUAAUUUUAAAUGAAGUGACACUUCAUGAAUAAGGCCUUUUAUGUAAUAGGUACCUUAUGUAGAAUAUGCAACUAACCAAGAAAAUGGAGUAGCCCAGGAAAUGGGAAAAACAUACGCGUGACUUGCGGUCCUGAAGUGACAUGAAGGUGGGAAUAAAUUGAUGUUUGUGCAUUUUUUGCUUCUGUUUGAUGCAGGUCAUCUAGGUAUAAUAUAUUGAAAAAUUAGUGUGUUUUUUUUAAGACCAUUUUCCCGAGUAUUCACUAACUUAAUAUUUAUCUUAAAUCCUACUGUAGUAAAGCAAUUCUUAUGUUGUCACUAACCCUCCAUGAGG